Gekko japonicus is the source of this 624-nucleotide messenger RNA. RefSeq names its product growth arrest specific 2 (gene GAS2). The annotation marks the transcript as partial. The record is from RefSeq and is a predicted model, not a curated record. Gene Ontology annotation, biological process: actin crosslink formation. The transcript is spliced from 6 exons. Gene Ontology annotation, molecular function: actin filament binding; cytoskeletal adaptor activity; microtubule binding. Gene Ontology annotation, cellular component: actin filament. Lineage: Eukaryota; Metazoa; Chordata; Lepidosauria; Squamata; Gekkonidae.
AUGAUUGUUAACCUUGCAAUCUGGUUACAUUGCAUAAUUUGAAAGGAAAUAACAGCUGAAACCUUUAUGGAGAAAUUGGAUAAUGGUGCUUUGCUGUGUAGGCUAGCAGAGACUUUACAAGAUAAGUUUAAAGAAAAUUGCAUUGAGGCCAACAAGCCUGGAAAGAUAAUGCCGGUGAGGAAAAUUCCAUGCAAAGCCAAUGCACCUUCUGGAUCAUUUUUUGCACGGGACAACACUGCAAAUUUCUUAUCCUGGUGCAGAGAUGUAGGAGUGGAUGAUACUUGUCUGUUUGAAUCUGAAGGUUUAGUCCUCCACAAGCAGCCCAGAGAAGUGUGCCUUUGUUUGCUCGAGCUUGGAAGGAUUGCUGCCAGGUUUGGUGUGGAGCCUCCUGGAUUAAUAAAGCUGGAGAAAGAGAUUGAACAAGAAGAAACACUUUCAACUCCUCUUCCAUCUCCUUCACCUUCUCCAUCAAAGUCACCUGGAAAGAAGAGUACAGGGAAACUCCUGGAUGAUGCGGUCAAACAUAUUUCAGAAGAUCCUCCUUGUAAAUGCCCUAGUAAAUUUUGUGUGGAGCGUCUUUCACAAGGAAGAUACAGAGUGGGGGAGAAGAUCCUUUUCAUCAGG